Cyprinus carpio (common carp) is the source of this 827-nucleotide messenger RNA. RefSeq names its product nuclear cap-binding protein subunit 2. Bases 86 to 697 code for a protein of 203 amino acids. The record is from RefSeq and is a predicted model, not a curated record. Gene Ontology annotation, molecular function: RNA cap binding. Gene Ontology annotation, cellular component: nuclear cap binding complex. The transcript has 3 exons. Gene Ontology annotation, biological process: mRNA cis splicing, via spliceosome. NCBI's taxonomy places the organism in Eukaryota, Metazoa, Chordata, Actinopteri, Cypriniformes, Cyprinidae.
GAAGAAGAAGGACGCGUUUCCGCUUUCAGUACGUUCAUGCUGAUUUCUGUUUCUCCGAAUCUGAGUUUAUUUUAUUCAUUUCACCAUGUCUAUUAAAUUAAAUGCUCUUUUCAGCGACUCAUAUGUGGAUAUAAGCCAGUAUAGAGACCAACAUUUUAAGGGCAACCGUUACGAGCAGGAGAAGCUGCUGAAGCAGAGCUGCACGCUGUAUGUGGGAAACCUGUCCUUCUACACCACUGAGGAGCAGGUGCACGAGCUCUUCUCCAAGAGCGGAGACGUCAAGAGGAUCAUCAUCGGCCUCGACAAAGUCAAGAAGACCGCCUGCGGAUUCUGUUUCGUCGAAUAUUACACUCGUGCUGAUGCUGAGAAUGCCAUGAGGUUUAUUAAUGGCACGAGGCUGGAUGACCGCAUCAUCCGAACGGACUGGGACGCAGGCUUUAAAGAGGGCAGACAGUUCGGCCGGGGCAAGUCAGGUGGUCAGGUAAGUGAUAAAGCACAAAAAAAGACAGCUAUGAUCACAAUAAUUAUUGCACUUAUAUUUCAUGAACUGUUUUCUUUGCUAGCAACACAACACAAGUGUAAAAACCUCCAGAAGCCCAAGAGCGUUUUCAUGCUUCCCUUCUUAAAGAUUUUUCAAAGAAAAGAUUUUCUUUCCAGCCUUUCAAUCUCAGUGUUUUUUUUCUUCUUCGCAAUUUAACAGGAAUGUAAGUAUUUUGUUGAUAUGCCUCUCUUUGGACCCCACUGUACUUGCAGCAUCAUGUGUGUGUCCUGUCUCAGUGUAACGUGGUGGUGUGCAGCUGUUAUCAGCCAGAGCUUGUUCUUUGUGU